CCCUGUUUCUUUGGAUAAAUUGCUCCUGUCAUGUCCUGUCCACAGAGAAAGACCUGUUAUAACCAAACACAAGUGCAGAGUCACACAGGCACCCUGCAGGAGAGAAGACAGUCGCAUCUGUGUAGUGUCUGACUGGGAGGCAAGCUGAUUUCUGUUUUCCUUUUACUCCCCUAGAUAGUUUGGUUGUUUUUUUUUUUGUUUUUUUUUUGCUUUGAUCUCUUGUAAGUUGAUAACAUAACAUUAGUCUGCAAAUUGGAAAGAAUGGUUCCUGUUAAACUCCUCAUUCUGGGAGCUCAGAACACUGGAAAAACAGCACUGUGUGUUCGGUUUAUAACGAAGCGUUUUAUUGGCGAAUAUGACCAUAAGACGGAGGUGACAUACAGAUGUAGUCGGACAGUGGACCAGGAAACUGUUGAUCUGGAGAUCUUGGAUUUACCUUGUAAGAACUCUGUGGCUUCUAUUGAGUCCUCCAUUCGCUGGGCUGAUGGUUUCCUACUGCUCUACUCUAUCACUCAGCGCUCCAGCUUCCUGGAAAUCCCUCGACUUAAAACGCUCAUCGACAAAACCAAGCAAAGUCUCGUUUUUCCUACAGUGCUGGUAGCCAAUAAGGCAGAUCUGGAAGUCGGCAGGAAGGUGACAACAGAGGAGGGACAGAGACUCGCCAAAGAUUUAGGGUUUUGUAUACUUAUGUUUGUACAACUGCUCUUUAGAAAUGUAACAUUUCAAUUUGUUUCCCUGCUGAUUUUCUUUAUGUGUCUCAUGUGCAGAUGUGGCUUCAGAGAGCUGUCAGUAGCUGAGGCAGUUUUAUCAGUGGAAGCAGUAAUUUUCCAACUCAUCAGCCUCCCCUGGCGUUGCUCCUAUGUUGUUUCAUGUGCGACAGGCUGACGUUGGAUCAGCAGCGCCCCCUACCUGACAGGCGCUCCUACAUGCUGACAGUCCGCCAUGCUUUGACCAGGAAGCUGACGCGCUCAAAGACAAUGCAGUGGUGACAGCAGCAAGCUAUUCAGCCGGGAUCUAACUUUUAAGUGAUUUUAUCUGGAGACAUUUUAUAAAUAAAAACAAAAUUAUCAAAUUUGUAUUUGUGUAAGGAUAAAAGCGAAAUUAACUACGUUUCUUCUGUUGGUGUCUUUUCUUUUAAUAAAACUGAAGUAUUUGCUUACAUA
Messenger RNA from Xiphophorus maculatus (southern platyfish), 1163 nucleotides. RefSeq names its product ras-related and estrogen-regulated growth inhibitor-like. The record is from RefSeq and is a predicted model, not a curated record. The coding region runs from base 262 to 885 and encodes 207 amino acids. NCBI's taxonomy places the organism in Eukaryota, Metazoa, Chordata, Actinopteri, Cyprinodontiformes, Poeciliidae. The transcript has 6 exons. Gene Ontology annotation, molecular function: GTPase activity; GTP binding.